This is a messenger RNA of Marchantia polymorpha subsp. ruderalis, 2565 nucleotides long. Lineage: Eukaryota; Viridiplantae; Streptophyta; Marchantiopsida; Marchantiales; Marchantiaceae. The record is from the annotation of a GenBank genome assembly.
UGGAAUGGAUGGGAGACAAUCGCGCAAUAUUCUAGUUUGUUCUGCGAUGUGCUGGAAGAGGAUGUGAACAAACUCCCGGGCUCUACGAGGAUUGGUUUGUUGUUACUGUAACAUCGCCUCAAAAUUAUUCGAAAGUUUGAAUUUGCCAGCGUAGCAGCGGAUCAAACAUUUGAAUCGGCCGAAAUCGAGGAUCGGCAUCAGCAUCGGAAAGGUAGCGAAGAAAAUGAGAGAAGAUUUCCGAAGAAUUUCAGCGAUCGCUGUCCGCGAGGUGGUCGGAGGAUGAGCAUGUCGCAGAAAGAUUAGAGUGAAUGUUCAUCGAUUGUCUGAAGUGGCCUUGGCUAGGAAGGGCCCCGUGAAACUACUGAUUUCUUUCAUCUGGUGCGCUAAUGGCGGGGAAAUCGGUACCUUUCGGAAAUGAGCCGGUAGAAGGUGUAGUAACGAUCUUGAAAAAGAAGCGAGACUACAAAGUUUGCAAUCGUAUGGCAGAAGGCAAACGACCACUAUAUGCCAUCACCUUCAAUUUUCUGGACUCGCGUUUCUUCAGCUUGUUUGCCACUGCUGGCGGCAAUCGGGUGACUGUGUACGAUUGCCUAGAAGGAGGGGCGAUUGGGAUCCUUCAGGCUUAUGUCGACGAAGAUAAAGACGAAUCAUUCUACACUGUCUGCUGGGCAUCUGACAACGCAGGGACUCCUUUGUUGGUCGCUAGUGGGAGCAAUGGCGUCAUUAGAAUUAUUGACUGUAGCACAGAGAAUCUAUUGAGGAGUCUUUUGGGGCAUGGCGAUUCUGUGAAUGAACUUCGAACACAGUCCAUGAAGCCUAGCCUUGUAGUAUCGGCAAGCAAGGAUGAAUCAUUACGACUCUGGAAUGUUACCACCAAUGUGUGUAUCCUCAUACUGGCUGGUGCCGGAGGUCAUCGUAACGAGGUCCUCAGUGUGGAUUUUCAUCCAUCUGAUGUGAAUCAAAUCGCGAGCUGCGGGAUGGACAAUACCAUCAAAAUUUGGAACAUUAAAGAUUUUUGGGUGUAUGUUGAGAAGUCAUUCUCGUGGACCGACUCACCAUCAACGUUUCCCACUAAAUAUGUGCAAUUUCCUGUCUUCAAUGCUUUGGUUCACUCUAACUAUGUGGACUGCACCCGCUGGCUGGGGGAUUUCAUCCUUUCGAAGAGUGUUGACAAUGAGAUCGUUUUGUGGGAGCCUAUGUUCAAAGAACACGGAACAGAGGGAGUCGUGGACAUACUUCAAAAGUAUCCUGUUCCCGAAUGCGACAUCUGGUUUAUCAAGUUCUCCUGCGAUUUUUCUUUCAACACCCUCGCCAUAGGUAAUCGAGAGGGCAAAAUAUAUGUUUGGGAGCCACAAGCAAGUCCCCCAAAUCUGCUCGCGAAGUUGUGUGCCAGUGGUUGCAAGUCCCCAAUUCGACAGACCGCUACAUCAUAUGAUGGAAGUAUCAUCUUGUGCUGCUGUGAGGACGGUACAAUAUGGAGGUGGGAUGCUGUUGCACCUAUAGGUCCAACCAACCUGCAUUAGCGAAGAUACUACACAAAGAUCGUGUGAUUGCUGUUGAUCAGACUGGCAUUAGAUUCUGCACUAGGAAGGCGAAAGCAACCAAAGUGUACCAGUAAAUAUACAUGGACAUGCUUGAAAUUGGAGAUGGAUGGAACUGUCGAUGAGCUCGAAUAUCAGAGUAAAGGCAGUUAGUAUCAUAAGCCUUUUGAGUUUUCAUUACAAUUGGCAACUUGUUUGCAGCGUGACUUGGCAGAAGCUAUCCAAAGCAUAGUCUCAAUAUUUUAGCCUCAUUUCGCCACUAUAGCUAUUAUCAGUUUCCUAUACAUUCAGGACUUCCCAUGGCUCCCUUGUCUUCCGGGUUGAACUAUGUUUGGACUCUUUCGGCAUCUCCUGUGUCUCUAAAGGGGUUUCGUGUUACAGAUACAGUGUUUCUGUACUAGUAGGAUAGACUUAGGAUUUUUUGAAAGACGGCUUUAGUUUUGACACAAUUUCCGAGCAGAAUAUGACUGAAGGUUACCCAGAGAAAUAAGAUUUUGUACCUUAUUUCUCGGCCAAUUGUAAAAUUGCAGAAAGUGAUCUUUGCGAGUCCAAGUGGAAACAAAAAAGAUGGGAAGACACAUUAAGAUGUACAAGAGUGAUUAUUUGAACCUAGCCCCUAGUAUCUCCCUUCGGGGCAGGGCUCGAAGGGAGCAGGGUUCGAAUAACUAGGGGCAGGGUUCGAAUUGUUUAUAAACAAAACUCCAUGACAUUUAUUAUAGAAUUACUGCUAUCAAAUAAUCUAGUGGGAUUAGCUUUGUAUAAAACUUAUUUGUGUUCAUUGUAGAGUAUUAUGUUACCACAAUUAGAGAGGUUAACGAAUGGAAUUAUCAUCAUAACUCACUUCAUUUCCAAGGGUCUAAGUACAAUUCAUAUAGUGAACAAACUGCACUGCGUAUAGCAUCACUCUCGAUUUUUUUACAUUUCUGCACAUUGGUGUUGUGAAAUUUAGCCAUAUCUCUUGCAAACUUUUUUCUGUUCAAUGGUUUGCAUCAAAAGCCAAUUUCCGUUUCAUGAGUAAACACCA